CUGUCGGACACGCCCGUGCUUGUGUUGUAACAAGGACUGCAGAGGUGGAAUCACACAAAGGAGACUCUCUUCGCCCCUGCAGGAGCUGAGAAAACCGAAUCUGACACUGCUGUCUCACACAACUCGCUUGUUUGACUCCAAAAGGUGAAUACAAUAACCUUAUACCUUUACAGUGAUCAUGUCCUGGUUUUCUUAUAGGUUUCUUAUAUCUCUGUGCUUUUAUUUGAAAUGCUCUAUUAAUUUACUGCCAAAUGAAUGUGUUUCCUGAAAGUUUUCUGUCUCGAUCCUCUUGCAGCCAAGAUGCCAGGGACAGCAGAGGAAGUAUCAGCUACCCUGCCUACCAACAGGAACUGCACCAUUGAAAUAAGCAAUCUCACCAGUGGCUACUGCCUUACCAACGCCAAGUAAGUCUAUCUGUACACUUAUCAAUGUGAUACAAAUAAAAGUGGUGAAGGAGACAAAAACGUGAGAUUAAACCAUGACUGAGAAACUGUUGGAUAAAUGGCAAUUACUUAAUUUUUUCCAUACCAUACACGAAAAAUUAACUUAUAAAGUAGAAUAAGUAAUUCUUUAUACUGAAGAUAUUAGAUCAGGUUUUGGAAGUUAUUUACAUGCAAAAACACAGUAUAGAGAAAUCUGUUGCAGUAUGCUUAUGUUUGACAUGCCCUGUAAAGAUACCUUCAUUUAUUUAGCAUUCCCAAAACCAGACUCAAGUCAAGAGGUGACAGGGCUUUUUCAGAGGUUGCCCCCUAGACUGUGGAACAGUUUACCUGGUCAUAUUAGAGCCUCACAGACCCUAGAGUCAUUUAAAUCAUCCUUAAAGACUCACUUUGUCUUCCUUGCAUUUAAUAAAUAAGCACACACAAAUCAGUCACUGUAGCUUUUAUUCUUUCACUGUGUGUAUUUUAUUCCACUGUUUUUUAUUUCUAUUGUUUUAUUGUUAUCUAUCUAUUUAUUUAAAUCUUUUAUUUAUCCCAUGAACAUCACUUUGUUUGACUGCUGUCUUCUUAAAGGUGCUUUAUAAAUAAACUUUGACUUGACUUGACUCGACUUAAAAGGCUCCAUUCAUUAACUUGACCUGCUCUAACUCUGCAAUGUCUAGCUGCAGCUCCAAAUCAUUAUCCUGGUGCCUCUGACACAUGCGUUCAACUCCAGAGUAAAUGUUUGCUCAGUUUGCUUUUACUGUGUUCACUUUUGAGAUUCUUCAACAAUGCAGCCGCUCCUGUCUCUUCAAGUUCAUCUUCAAAGUUAAAAUGAUGAAUAGAGAACAAUUAGAUAAAUGAGAAUCACUCAUGCCUUUUGGAAAUCCUACCGUGCUCCUGAAUCUCUCUGCGCUGGCAGGACAGAGCAUAUCUUGGAUGGGUGGUUUUCAUGUGUGACAUCACUUGCGGAGAACAUCCUCCACCUAUCCAUCAUGCAGUGACACACACUGCCUCAUUGCACACCGUAUGCAGGUACACUGUUGCUUAGAAGUCCACAGCAGUACUUGAACAGUCACACUCCAUCCAUCAAUAUAAGGUAUUCCAGGCACCCUGGAAAGCCCAACUCUCAAAAAGUAUCCUGACAAUCUCCACCAAACUUAGCAAACUCUUCUUUUAUCAAAAGUCCAGGAAGUGUGACAGAAAAGUUAUCAUCUGAUUGGUUGUGAUGUUGAUGAUUGGUCUCUUCUUUUCUUGUGCAGGGUGUACAUGUCAAGUGGUUUCAGCCAUCACCCACCUCAACCGACCAUUCGGAUCACCAUGACUGAAUUGUGCUCCUUUACAAAGGAUGACAAUACAGCCACAGGCGCCGUUGGGGUCUUGACCUAUGACCUCUUCCAUAUGCAGAGCAAAGUUUGUUCUGAUCGCUUGGCCAUCAUGUUCUCCGUACCCUUCGACCACAACCUGUACAAGAACCGUCUGGCUGUGGGUAUAGUGGAGCAGAGCAGUGCCUGUGACAAACAUCUGUUUGACCAGAUGUAUGAUGGGAAAGACAUGAGUAACUUUACCCGCUCUGAGAAAAGUGGCACUGGGAUUCUGUAUAAGGGUACAUAUGUGGAUUUGAGAGCUACGAUGUCCAGUAUUGGCAAAGCUGUAGUCAAAGUGGAGCUCUUUGAUAAAAUGGGUCGCUAAUGUAUGAGAGUCUUCUACAUUUCUGCCUUUUUGUACUUUUUUGGCAACUUUGAUGCUCAAUAAAACAAACAAACUCCUUUGAUUUGACUACUGUUGUAUGCUUUCAUACAAAGACACACUGAGAAGAGGAAGAGUGAUUUUGCUGUCAUCUGUGUUUUGUGGCGCUGAAAGAUAUCAAUAUCUGACAGCCAGCUCAUUGAUUCUCCAUUAGUUUAUCUUUUUGCCUUAUGUGUAUUCCAAGUCCUUUUUUUUCUUUAUUAUGGCAAUAAA
Xyrichtys novacula (pearly razorfish) is the source of this 2381-nucleotide messenger RNA. Lineage: Eukaryota; Metazoa; Chordata; Actinopteri; Labriformes; Labridae. The record is from the annotation of a GenBank genome assembly.